This is a messenger RNA of Pelobates fuscus (common spadefoot toad), 1843 nucleotides long. It is a transcript of the gene STK11, whose product is annotated as serine/threonine kinase 11. The transcript is spliced from 10 exons. Gene Ontology annotation, cellular component: cytoplasm; nucleus. NCBI's taxonomy places the organism in Eukaryota, Metazoa, Chordata, Amphibia, Anura, Pelobatidae. The record is from RefSeq and is a predicted model, not a curated record. The coding region runs from base 90 to 1370 and encodes 426 amino acids. Gene Ontology annotation, biological process: DNA damage response; signal transduction; activation of protein kinase activity. Gene Ontology annotation, molecular function: protein serine/threonine kinase activity; ATP binding; protein kinase activator activity.
CGGUGGCAGCCCCCUCUCCCCCCUCCGUCCCCUCUUUGCUCUGCGCCAUGACAGCCCAGUGAGAGGGCUCAGGCCUGCGCCCGCCCAGCAUGGAUGAAGGGGAGUCUCAGGAGAUCGGCUUCCUGAGGGACCUGUCGGUGGGGAUGGACACUUUCAUCCACCGCAUUGACUCCACCGAGGUCAUUUACCAGCCCCGCCGCAAGCGGGCCAAACUGGUGGGCAAGUACCUGAUGGGGGACCUCCUGGGGGAAGGCUCCUAUGGCAAAGUGAAGGAGAUGCUGGACUCGGACACCCUCUGCCGCCGAGCUGUCAAAAUCCUCAAGAAGAAGAAGUUGCGGAGGAUCCCCAAUGGGGAGGCUAAUGUCAAGAAGGAGAUCCAGCUACUAAGACGCUUGCGACAUCGGAAUGUGAUACAGUUGGUGGAUGUGUUAUGCAAUGAGGAAAAGCAAAAGAUGUAUAUGGUGAUGGAGUAUUGUGUAUGCGGGAUGCAAGAGAUGCUGGACAGUGUACAGGAAAAACGUUUCCCUAUUUAUCAGGCGCAUGGUUAUUUUUGCCAGCUUGUGGACGGUCUGGAAUAUCUUCACAGUCAGGGCAUUGUCCACAAAGACAUCAAACCUGGGAAUUUGCUGCUUACAACAGACGGGACGCUCAAAAUCUCAGACCUAGGAGUGGCGGAGGCCUUACACCCAUUUGCUGAGGGUGACACAUGCAGGACCAGCCAGGGGUCCCCAGCUUUCCAGCCUCCAGAGAUCGCCAAUGGUCUGGACACCUUCUCAGGGUUUAAAGUGGACAUCUGGUCAGCUGGCGUGACGUUGUAUAAUAUCACAACUGGGCUGUACCCCUUUGAGGGAGACAAUAUAUACAAACUGUUUGAGAAUAUUGGUAAGGGAGACUACACCAUACCUGAGGACUGUGGGCCCCUUCUUUCUGACCUACUGAAAGGGAUGUUGGAAUAUGACCCAGCUAAGAGAUUCUCAAUUCAGCAGAUCCGCCGACACAAUUGGUUCAGAAAGAAGCAUCCCCAAAUGGACCCCCUAGUCCCUAUUCCCCCUAGCCCAGAAACAAAGGACCGCUGGAGGAGUCUGACUGUUGUGCCUUAUCUGGAAGAUCUGCACGGGUACAGUGAGGAUGAGGACCUAUGUGAUUUGGAGGACGAAAUCAUCUACACACAGGAUUUCACAGUGCCAGGACAGGUGCCUGAGGAGGAUUUGUUUGCACAGACGCAGAGCCAUGUUCCCUCCAAACAAGUGUGUAUGAAUGGCACAGAGAGCCAACUUAAGGCAGAAAGGAGGGUCAGCUCUGCAUCACAACGCAAGACUAGCACUGCGGGGAGCAAAGUACGCAAAUUAUCAGCCUGCAAACAGCAGUGACCAUAGGGAUCGCUUUGUAAGCUCACAUCUGGAGACUUCGGCCCCCUCAGUCUCCACGGGGAGAGAGAAUACGCUCCACUGAAGAAACAUCAGAUUGCUGCAGCAGAGGGAUCUGCCCAUUAAUUCUGCUCCCGCAACCUUUGCCUCAUCAUCUUCCCCACACACCUCUGGACCUCUAGGACAUGUUCAGUGUCCAGCAUCUGCUGCACUUUAUGACUUGAACUUGACCCUGCCCCAUUUUGUUUGUUUGACUGUAUACCACAUGUAUUAUACCUAAAUGAGGCAAGGGGAAUUGCCAGGAGCCCUAUCUGAGCCCUUAUUACAAAUAAUGCGAAUAGGGGCUGCUGGACUUUUUUUUUUUUCACACCAAACCCAUCUGUUGCUUGUGUGUUUGGGGUAAAGGAGCCCUGUGUUCACUACCACAGGUUGUUUAUUUUUUCCUUAGUGAUUAAACGUUUAUUUGGUUUCCACCA